This is a messenger RNA of Corythoichthys intestinalis (scribbled pipefish), 2873 nucleotides long. It is a transcript of the gene rgs9bp, whose product is annotated as regulator of G protein signaling 9 binding protein. NCBI's taxonomy places the organism in Eukaryota, Metazoa, Chordata, Actinopteri, Syngnathiformes, Syngnathidae. The record is from RefSeq and is a predicted model, not a curated record. Bases 345 to 1127 code for a protein of 260 amino acids. Gene Ontology annotation, biological process: G protein-coupled receptor signaling pathway. The transcript is spliced from 3 exons. Gene Ontology annotation, cellular component: neuron projection.
UCUUCACUCUCAGUGACAGUUAAUGAGAUUACAAAUUGGCUUUAUCCUGCAUCGGUGCAAAGGGGUCAAUCACGGGAUUAGAAUCUAGCUGAAGUUAUAUCCCUUUAUUAGUCUUUUUCGUCGCUCUCAUCACUUCUCAAUUUUUUUUCUCACUCUCCUAAGGAUACUUGCAGAUCUCUGGAUGACAUGAAUUGGGUAUCGAAGUAGAAUUUAGUUAUGCACUGAUUUGCUUUCUUCAACGAGUCUGGAGAGUAACCUUCUGACUGAAACAUCUUUUGAGGAAAGAGGAACAGGUAACACAAAUAAAGGGAAGCCAGCCAGGACAGACUUGGCAAGUCAUCCUCAUGCCCCUUGUAAAUAACAAAAUUGGAGAUGACUGCACACUUGGCACAAACAAGGCUCUGACCGAUGGCAAAGCUCUGGUGGAUUCGUUGAUUAAGGUGGUGGCAUGCUAUCGACAUUUAGCUUCGUGCGUCGGCGGCUGCACUGACAGCUUGCAGCUGCGAGAUGAGUUGAGGCAAACAAGAGAGAGGGCCCGGAAUUUGGCCACGACCAUCCGUCAACAUCUCACCUCGCAUCUUCGGGACAAGCGCCUACCUGUGGAACAGCGGAAAGAGAUGGAGCUCCUUUGGGUAGCCUUCUCAUCCAGCUUGGAGCUGCUCCACAUUGACAUGUGCAAAGUUUACAAAAUGGGAGACAUCUUCAAGGUUGCCGAGUCUCCUAGUUUGGUUCAAACUGGCCUGCAAGGAGGAAGCACCGAAGUUGCUGCUCGAGCUCUCAGUCUGCCAGACCUUAGCAGGGCUUUGAAGUCCAACCCCCUCGGUGACCUCGAGAACCAGGAGCGCCAGACCAUGGAGCAGGAUAUCAGCCAAAUUGACCACAUGAUCGAUGACAUGGAAACAAAAGUGAAUGUGCUGCGUUGGAUGGUGGAGCCCCACGGGGCGCUGAACGGCGACCCGCGGGGCAGCACUGACAGCGCUUCCCUGGCCUUGUUCUCUAUGGAUGAGGAGCAACUUGGCGGACACUCCCCUGCAGGCCAGCGCCGUCAUAUUGUGGCACUCUUACUACUGUGUGCAGUCAUUUUGGGUGCAACCACUUUAUGUAUCUGCAUCUUCUUCCUCUCAUGAUUAAAAAUGUACAGUAUAUUUAUCCAUUUUUUCCCCUCAUUAUAGAAUAGCCAAAAAUUGGACUCAAGUAAGUGUACAGUACAGUUACUUUUAAACAUUGGGGGAGUUUGACUUUUGUGGGAGAGGAGCAUAACAUUACACAAAGAAAUUUGAAUAUCCAUCUUGCCUCCUCAGAUGUAGUUUUGGCUAAGAAAGCAAAGGACAUUCUCGAUGGUGCUAGUCACAUGAUGUGUCCGAAAAAUAUUUUUGAGUCACUACGAAAUAAUUUGUUGGAUUCUUGUUCAUUUCAUUCAUUUUUGUAGUUUGUUUUAUUGCUUUACAACUUUUAUAGACAAAUUUUACCAGGUAGGUCUUUAUAUUAAAUUCAUAUAUAGGAAAGUCCAUUACAUGCAAUGACCAUUUUCGGCCACUGGGGAGGCACUGCCCCGCCUGCAACCCUUCAAUCUCUGCGUAUGCAUUUAUAUACAGGUAGUCCCCGGGUUACGACGUACCCGACUAACGUGAUUUCGACUUUACGACGCCGGAGCCUCAUCCGCUAUUUUGUCUCCUGCUGUUUUAUUUUUUUUGUCGCGUAACAGUAUGUGUUUGAGCUCUGUAUUUUUCUCAGUGUAACAGCUGUCAGGUUUCCCUGCAAAUAUUUGUUUCGCCAAUAAGAGGAGCUGUUGUCUCACUAAAGUUAAUUGAAAAUGUACAUGUUGCAACUUAUGCUUUUUUUUUUUUUUUUUUUUUUGCGUGCAUAGUUUUUGUUUUCCUGUCGCAAUUUUGCAAUUCUUGGGACUCUAUUGUCAAUAAUAAUUUGUUUACAAGUUAAAAUGGUAACAUUUAUAAGUUUAAUUACAGUGAGCGCACACCCGUAUAGGUCGCUUUCUGUUUUCUACUAAAGAAGUAGAGUCUGAUGCAGCAAGCAAGGGUGUACCAUAAGCAGCUCGACCUUGUCUAAGUUGCUGAAAUCAAGCUCUAAAAAAGCUUUGUAAGUCACGUUGACCUACCUUUUUGUUCACUCGCAGGCCAAAGUGUUCUAUAUUGUGUCUGUGGUUUAAAAGUAAAACAUGAACUAUUGUGUCUCCACCUGUGAACAACCCAGCAUACUCAGUAUACCUUUUUCACCAUUCAUUAGCGUUGAUGGUAAGUACAGUAUCUUAUUUUUUUACUUUGUGUUAUUAAUACGACAUAUAAAACAUGUUUUUGGAUAGUUAUAUUGAGUUUUGGGGGUAUAUAAAGGGUUAAUUCCGAUUUAUGCGGGAAUUCAGGUCAAAUCGCCAGCUUUGGAAUGGAACUCGUUUGUAACCCGGGGAGUAUGUGUAAUUUGACUAGGGGAAAUGUAGUCAUCCAAAUUAAGUGAAAAAAUAAGCUCUUGGUGCAAAUUGCUUUGUUUCUUUUUUAAACGUCAAAUAGACAAGAAUGCCAUGUAUUGCAGUUACCUUCAAAUUCAAAUAUUGCCCUACGCUAUUUGCCAUUUGUGUACACAUAAAAUAUAAAAUAGCACAUUGUGUAGGCUCACAAGGCAGUGAUGAUUAUUAUAUACGUUCAUUAAAACGAACUGCCUAUGUAAUUAUAAAUGAGUUAAUUGCUCAGUAGUUUUAAUUCAAGUGCAGUCAUGAACUGGGAGUUGUAAAUGUUUUCCUGAUUUCAUUUUUCUGUGACCCGAAAGGUCCAAACCCGCGGGUAAUGCUGCAAAAUGCUUUCAGUAAAGCUGUAUAAAACAUUUGGAUUUUUUUUUGUUAUUGACAUUAAAACGAGCAAAUU